AUGGGCUGCUGGACCAAGCUGAAGUCAUCUGAGUGGGCUUAUCCCACCACAAUCCUGUCACUCUAUGGGUUUUUUGCUAACUGCAGAGUAGCAGAGCCCUUCCUGACACCAUACCUAAUUGGACCACACAAGAACAUCUCUGAAGAAGUGGUGACCAACUACCUGUUUCCUGUCUGGACAUAUUCCUACCUGGCUUUCCUUUUCCCUGUUUUCCUCCUGACUGACUUCCUGAGGUAUAAGCCAAUUAUAAUGAUACAGGGGCUGUUUCUCGUCACCAACUAUGUUUUGCUCUGCUUUGCCCCGGGUGUUCCUGCUAUGACCGUCCUGCAGGUCAACUAUGCAGUAGUGACUUCUACAGAAGUGGCUUACUUGUCCUACAUUUACAGUGUGAUUCCAAAUGAGAAUUACCAAAGAGCUACUGGUUACCUGCGCGGCGCCUUUUUAGCUGGAUAUACAACUGGUGCCAGCCUCGGCCAAGUGCUAAUCUCCGUUGCAGGGGUGGACUACUUCUACAUCAAUGCUAUCACUCUGGGGAUCAUGAGCAUAGCAUUUCUUAUCACAUUCUGGUUGCCAAUGCCCCAAAGAAGCAUGUUCUUCAAAGGGAAACAGGCUGCAGCUGUGGGUUUGCAGUCCCAGCAGGAGGGGCCACUGGAAGAGAAUAGACUUGAGGAUCGAGUGAUGGAUAAGGAUGGAGCAGACUCAUUGAAAGAGGAGAUGGAGCAUAAUGGCAGUGCUGGCUGGUGUAGCAGGGAAAAUGUGGCCACUGUGGGCCCUGUCCUUUGGCAAAGCUUUCGGGAGUCCUACUCUUCAAGACAUUUAAUCUACUGGUCCCUGUGGUGGGCUCUGGCUACAGCUGGCUAUGUGCAGGUCUUUAACUACAUCCAGCUUAUGUGGGACCAUAUAGAACCAUCUGCCACCUCAUCCAUCUACAACGGAGGAGUAGAGGCUGUAUGCUGUCUUGUAGGUGCUGCGGCGGCCUUCUCUGUGGGCCACAUGAAGGUCAGCUGGGCUGUUUGGGGAGAGUUGGCAUUAGGGUUGUUUUCAGCUGUGGCGACUGGGGCUGUGUUUCUGAUGGUAUUUACCAGCAGUAUCUGGGUAUGCUAUGCUGGUUAUGUGAUAUUCAAAUCCUGCUACAUGCUUCUCUUCACCAUCACAGCAUUUCAGAUCGCAUCCAACCUCUCUAUGGAGUGCUAUGCUUUGACAUUUGGGAUCAACUCUUUCGUGGCCGUCACACUCCAGACCAUCAUUACAGCUAUUGUUGUUGAUGAGACUGCACUGGGACUGGACAUAGUGACACAGUUUAUCAUAUAUGGCAGCUACUAUGCUGUCAUCUCCCUGCUCUUUCUGAUUCGAGGGACCUACACCGCCUUUGUAAAUCACUGCUACCCUGAGCACACGGAUGCCAAGGGACCAGAGUCCAAAGUGGAGGUGAUCUCUGCUGAACGCUUUUGA
Molecule: messenger RNA, 1452 nt
Organism: Stegastes partitus (bicolor damselfish)
Lineage: Eukaryota; Metazoa; Chordata; Actinopteri; Pomacentridae
Product: thiamine transporter 2-like
Exons: 8
Coding region: 1-1452 (483 amino acids)
Biological process (GO): transmembrane transport; vitamin transport
Cellular component (GO): plasma membrane
Molecular function (GO): vitamin transmembrane transporter activity
Source: RefSeq, a predicted model, not a curated record